This is a messenger RNA of Panicum virgatum (switchgrass), 1381 nucleotides long. RefSeq names its product 5-pentadecatrienyl resorcinol O-methyltransferase-like. The coding region runs from base 75 to 1178 and encodes 367 amino acids. NCBI's taxonomy places the organism in Eukaryota, Viridiplantae, Streptophyta, Magnoliopsida, Poales, Poaceae. The transcript is spliced from 2 exons. Gene Ontology annotation, biological process: methylation. The record is from RefSeq and is a predicted model, not a curated record. Gene Ontology annotation, molecular function: O-methyltransferase activity; protein dimerization activity; S-adenosylmethionine-dependent methyltransferase activity.
UCACUUUAUAUCAGAUUUAGUCUCUGAUAUCUUAGUAAUCCAUCCCCAGACCAGACUCCACAGUACACACAACUAUGGCACUCAGCGAGGAUAGCAAGGACUUGCUCCAAGCCCAGGUCGAGCUCUGGAACCAGACCUACAGCUUCAUGAAGUCCGUGGCGCUUGCGGUUGCCUUGGAUCUCCGCAUCGCCGACGCCAUCGGCCACCACGGCGGUUGUGCCACCCUCUCCCAGAUACUCGUGCAGAUUGGUAUCAGCCAUCGCAAGCUUCCUGGUCUCCGCCGCCUCAUGCGCGUCCUCGCCCUCUCGGGAACCUUCACCAUCCAGCAGCCACGAGAGGGAGAGGCCUCACUGGACGGGCACGAGCCUGUCUACAAGCUGACGACAGCCUCCCGCCUCCUCAUGAGCAACAGCGACGGCAAGAGUCUGGCGAGCUUGUCUCCUGUGCUGAACCACGUGCUCAACCCUUUCCGUGACUCGGUGCUGAGCAUGGGCCUCACCGCGUGGUUCCGGCAUGACGAACAGCUGGGACCCUGCCCGUUCGCCUUGAUGCACGGCGAAACCAUGUGGGAGAUGUCCGGGCGCGACGACGCAGUGAACGCGACCGUCAACGCCGCCAUGGCGGCAGACAGCCGCUUCCUGAUGCGGAUCGCCUUGAAGGAGUGCCCCGAGGUCUUCCAGGGGAUAGACUCGCUGGUUGACGUCGCCGGCGGGGUUGGCGGAGCCACCUCCGCCAUCGCCGCGGCGUUUCCUAGUCUGAAAUGUAGCGUUCUGGACCUCCCCCAUGUUGUUGCCAAGGCUCCACCUGUUAGCAACGUGCAGUUUGUCGCAGGCGACAUGUUUGAGAGCAUCCCACCCGGAAAUGCAGUCUUCCUCAAGUGGAUAUUGCAUGACUGGGGCGACAAUGAGUGUAUCAAGAUACUGAAGAAUUGCAAACAAGCGAUCCCUUCAAGAGAUGCAGGCGGAAAGGUGAUAAUCAUAGAUAUUGUGGUUGGAUCUAAGUCAUCAGAUAUCAAGCUUCUAGAGACACAAGUUAUUUGUGAUCUCGAUAUCAUGAAAAUCGGCGGUGCUGAGCGAGAUGAGCAAGAGUGGAAGAAAAUAUUCCUGGAAGCUGGAUUCAAGGACUACUCUAUUAUGCCUGUUCUCGGUCUCCGAUCGAUCAUUGUGCUCUAUCCGUGAAUGCUCAUCAGGGAACAAAGUUAGCCACAGAAAUAAAAGCAUAUGGCAUCGUCAGGGCACUAGUGGGGCUUUGUCCUGUAGGACUGCUACUUGCUAGGGUGAAGUUUCAGUUUGAACCAGUUUGAAUUUCUUUUUUCCGAAAGACCCAGUCUGAAUUUUUUAAUGUUCAGUUUUCAAAGUCAGUUAACUUGAGUCUGUUCGGA